AUGGGCUCCUCUUCACCAGCCCUGUCGACCCUCGCCGGUCCUACAUAUGUGACCGCCCAGACCCUAAUUCAGCAGGUUGCUUACGCCCUCAGCGACAAGAUCUUCUCCUACUCCCCGGAGUCUUUCGAUUUGGACGCUGCUAUCCGCGAAUGGGCUUCUAAGCAGGAGGUCAAUGCCAAUGGCGACGCCCCGGCCGUCCAGGCUAUGGAGACUCGCCAGGGUGCCGGAAACAUCGCUCUCGGAUACCUCUUCUCCCAGGACUUUGACUUGAAGAAGCGCCACGUUCCCCAGGGCAUUGUUGCUUCUUCCGCGACCCUCCCGUACAUGCGCUCUGCCCUGGAGCAGCUUUCUCUGCUCUACUCUGUCGCCAGCCCCGUUGCCGCUCACGUCGCCGCGGUUGACUACUCUGGAGAGGAUGGACUGGUUUCCGAUUACGUUUCCGCGCUCUCUCUCGCCGAAGAGCUUGGGCUCGGUCUAGUCUCCAGCGCCUCUGUUCACGAGUCGCAGCACAUGGCUCUCUUGACCACAUUGCUUGCCUCCGUUCUGCCCUCCAUCCACAUCUACGACGGUGUCCGCGUUGGCCGCGACAACACUCGCGUCAUUGACGUCCUCGACCAGGCUGGUCUUGGCCGCGCCUACGAGACCGUUCGCAAGACAUUGGAAGACCAGCGCAGCCGCCACCUCGACAACCAGGGCAAGAUGCUUGAGCUCAUCCGCGCAUUGAACGGAGAGCUUGGCACCGACUAUGGUGCUUUUGAGUACCACGGCCAUGCUGAGCCCACCUCCGUCUUGGUUGCUUUCGGUACCAUCGAGGCCUCCCUCACUGCUCAGGUCGCUCGAUCUUUGGCCAAGGAUGGUGUCCGCGUCGGCGUUGUAAACGUUCGUGUUUACCGUCCGUUCGUCGAGGAGGAGUUCCUGAAGGUCCUGCCCAAGUCCGUCAAGACCGUUGGCGUUCUCGGGCAGGUUGCCAACGAGCAGGCCGUGCAAGAGCAGGGUGUCCGCUCCACACUAUACGAGGACGUCCUUGCGGCUCUCACUUUCGCCACAGACCGCGAGCAGGUGCCUUCUGUUGUCGACAUCAAGUACGCUCGCUCCCAGCGCUGGGACCUGAUCAGCAUUGCUGCUUCUUUCCAGCUUGUCUCCGAGAAGCCUAUUGUCCAGGCCGACAGCACUGUCGAGCCCCUCCAACUCUUGGACCCCGCCACUGUGCAAGAAUUUACCUUCUGGGAUGUCGACACUUCCGCCUCUAACGACGCCGCUACCCUUCUUUCACAAGCGUUGGCUGCUGAUUCAGCCAGCAACAUCACCACCAGCAAGACCUUCGACAACCUGAUCCAGGGCGGUGCCGUUCGUGUGGACAUUCGCAAGAGCUCCAAGACCCUGGAUGCUCCUUACGCGGUCAACCUGGCUGACGCUGCCUACGUCGGUGACAUUAAGCUCCUCGGCGAGAUUGACGUCCUUGCUUCCGUCAAGUACAACGCUAAGCUUAUUCUCAACGUCUCCAGCGUCAAGGAGGAUGAGCUGGAGAAGAAGCUCCCUGCUGCCUUUAAGCAGGCCGUCGCAGAGCGCGGCAUUUCUCUCCACCUCCUCGACACAUCCGUCCUCGAAGACUCCACCCUCGAGCCUCUUGCCCUCCAGGUUGCUUUCUUGCGCCUCGCUCUUCCCGCCCUUGAGGAGUCCAGCGUCAAGAAGCUCGCUUCCCUCUCCGGCAAUGCCGAGUCCUUUGAGAAGGUCAAGGACCUUGAGAAGGUUCUCCGCCAGGCUGAGGUUCCUGAGGCCUGGAAGACCCCCGAGGAGGGUGCUCAGGUACCUCAGCUUGUCAAGGAUCUGAAGCCCAACAGCUUCGUGCCCUUCGACAAGGACGAGACCGAGCCUGCCACUUUCCUCAAGGACUGGCAGACUGUUGCCAAGGGUCUUGCCUUCAAGGAGGCUUACGGUGCCAAGACUGCCCUUCGCCCUGACCAGACUACCAAGACCUACACUGUCCACGUCAAGGAGAACCGCCGCUUGACCCCCGUCACCUACGACCGUAACAUCUUCCACAUCGAGUUCGACCUGGGUGACUCUGGUCUCACCUACGACAUCGGUGAGGCUCUCGGUGUACACUGCGAGAACGACCCCGAGGAUGUUCUUGAGUUCAUCAAGUUCUACGGCCUCAACGCCGACGACGUCGUCGAAGUCCCCAGCCGCGAGGACCCCGCCGUUCUCGAGAACCGCACCGUCUACCAGGCCCUCAUGCAGAACGUGGACAUCUUCGGUCGUCCCCCCAAGCGCUUCUACGAGGCCCUGGCCGAGUUCGCCUCCGACCAGAAGGAGAAGACAGACCUCCUCACCCUCGGCGGGCCCGACGGCGCCGUCGAAUUCAAGCGCCGCGCCGAAGUCGACACCGUCACCUACGCUGACAUCCUCCUCGAGUACCCGUCCGCCCACCCCGACUUCCACGACCUCGUCCGCAUCGUCUCCCCCAUGAAGCGCCGCGAGUACUCCAUCGCCUCCUGCCAGAAGGUCACCCCCUCCAUCGUCGCCCUGAUGAUCGUCGUCGUCAACUGGACCGACCCCCGCGGCCGCGACCGCUUCGGUAUCUCCACCCGCUACCUCAGCCGCCUCCAACCCGGCACCCCAGUCACCGUCAGCGUCAAGUCCAGCGUCAUGAAGCUGCCCCCCAAGUCGACCCAGCCCAUCAUCAUGGCCGGUCUGGGAACAGGUCUCGCCCCCUUCCGCGCGUUCGUCCAGCACCGCGCCCUCGAGAAAGCCCAGGGCAAGGAGAUCGGCGCUGUCCUCCUCUACAUGGGCUCCCGCCACCAGCGCGAGGAGUACUGCUACGGCGAGGAGUGGGAAGCCUACCAGGAAGCUGGCGUCAUCACUCUCCUCGGCUGCGCUUUCUCCCGUGACCAGCCUCAGAAGAUCUACAUCCAGGACCGCAUGCGCGAGACCAUCCCCGAGAUCGUCCAGGCUUACAUGCGUGAGGAAGGUUCCUUCUACCUCUGCGGUCCUACCUGGCCUGUUCCUGACGUUACUGCUGUUCUUGAGGAGGCUAUUGCCAUUGAUGCGAAGAACAACGGCAAGAAGAUCGAGACCCGCAAGGAGAUCGAGAAGCUGAAGGAUGAGGAGAGAUAUGUUCUUGAGGUUUACUAA
Molecule: messenger RNA, 3135 nt
Organism: Aspergillus mulundensis
Lineage: Eukaryota; Fungi; Ascomycota; Eurotiomycetes; Eurotiales; Aspergillaceae
Product: sulfite reductase subunit alpha
Exons: 1
Coding region: 1-3135 (1044 amino acids)
Cellular component (GO): cytosol
Molecular function (GO): oxidoreductase activity, acting on the aldehyde or oxo group of donors; flavin adenine dinucleotide binding; sulfite reductase (NADPH) activity
Source: RefSeq, a predicted model, not a curated record